UUCACACACUCCCUAUUGUCUUAUAUGUUUACACAUACUCAUACAUGUAUAGGUAUAUAAUUUAUGAUGUUGCAUAUAUAUUCACAUAUAUGCACACAAAUUAGGUUUGAGAGUGAUGCUGGUUGUUGACAGAAGAUAGAGAGCACUAAGGAUGACAUGCAAGUACAUAUGUAUGUAUCAUCACACCGCCUGUGGAUGAUUACAAAAAUAAAACCAAUUCAAAAGAGAGAGAGAGAGAGCCUGCAUGUCUACUCUUUCGUGCUCUCUAUACUUCUGUCACCACCAUUAUUUCUUCUUCUUUCUUACCUAUACACACAUAUACAUUCACACUUAUGCAUCAAUACUUAAAUUACGUACAUAGGUUCAUGCAUCUCACAUAUACUAAUUAGGUGAUUUCUUUUUUUUUGUUAGUGAGCACUUACUUUCUUGUCAUUACUUAAGCCCAGUUAGAGAUUUGUUUUCCUUGUAAAUUUGAUCCAUCAUAUCGCGACAUAUGUCUCACUGGUGUAACUGCAGCAGUUGCGGGCAACCAAACUUUCUUGUAGUUUCUUUGGUUCCUUUGGCAGGGGUUGCAAGAAGUUUCAGUGACAAUCACAGUGACUCUGUUAAACAUGAUUUUCUCAACCAUUUAAAUGUCGAUCGAUCUCUGGAUUCAACCAACAUAAACCAAUACCCGAACAGCAGAAUAUGUAACCUAACCAAACCGACCAUGAAAAUUUACAAAGUUACAGUUAUAUAGUACCAAACAACCGGUUCGAAUGAUAUGAUGGGCCUCGAAGAUGGGCCGGAAAAUCAUGUGGUGGUUGGAGAUUUCGUGCGUAAUUUUAAUUACUAAAAAAAAAAAAAAGGUCAUCGAGGGAACCCUAAACUUCAACGGGAACUCAAAAUCAAGAUCCCCCAGAUUUGGAUUCUUCGAAAUGUCUUCUCCUCACCAACCCUAACUUCCUCACUUGAAUUGCUCCCAAUGUCAAGCGACCAGCAGGAGACUACGACGACGACGACGACGGUGGACGGUAGCGGAACUACGACGAUGAGAGCUACUACAGCUGCUACUACGACGACGACGACGUUUUCUUCCCAGAGACUGAGGAUAAACCCUAACAACGAGCAUAGGCCUGAGAGCUACGAGGAUCUGAAGCUCGAUUUCCCCAGUGCGGUCUACUCUAGUCUCGAGAAGUACUUGCCGCAGCAAAUCUUGGUCUCCACCAGGGAUGACAAAGUCAAAUUCAUGACUGACAUUAUGCUCAGGCACCUCCCCCACGGAGAACGGUCCAGAGCUCAGAGGCACAGCGUCUAUAGGCAGAAGAUAAUUACUAAUUAUCAGCCGCUUCACAAGGAGUUGUAUACUCUAGCUCCUAUGCAAUGCUUCGUCCCCUCUUUCAUUAAGGCGAUCAAUGAAAGCUCAGAGAAAAGCUUCAGAAGUAUUAUCUCUGAACCGUCUCCUGGUGUUUUUGUCUUUGACAUGCUCCAACCUAGCUUCUGUGAGAUGAUGCUAGCCGAGGUAGAAAAUUUUGAGAAGUGGGUGGGUGAGACAAAGUUCAGAAUCAUGAGGCCAAACACCAUGAAUAAAUACGGUGCUGUGCUUGACGACUUUGGGUUGGAUAGCAUGCUUGACAAACUCAUGGAGUCUUUUAUACGUCCCAUGACUAAAGUAUUCUUCAGUGAUGUAGGUGGAGCAACUCUGGACUCUCACCAUGGGUUUGUAGUUGAAUAUGGGAAAGAUAGGGAUCUUGAUUUAGGCUUUCAUGUGGACGAUUCAGAAGUAACACUGAAUGUUUGUUUGGGUAACCAGUUUGUUGGUGGGGAGUUGUUUUUCCGUGGGACUCGGUGUGAGAGACAUGUUAACACAACAACAAAGCCAGAUCAGGAAAUAUAUGAUUAUAGUCAUGUACCGGGGCAAGCUGUACUUCACCGUGGGCGCCACCGCCAUGGUGCCAGGGCCACAACAUCUGGACAUCGAGUCAAUAUGCUUCUAUGGUGCAGAAGCUCUGUGUUUAGAGAGCUCAAAAGUCAUCAGAAGGAAUUUUCCAGCUGGUGCGGAGAGUGCUUUUGUGAAAAGAAAGAGGAGAAAGGAAGGGCUCUUGAUGCUCUGAGAAAGAAAUUGGUUAAAGCAGUGAGUGCACCCCAAGCCUGAAGAAACUUGUAUUUGGAUGACUCUUAAAGAAUUUGCUUCUGUUUUAAGGUGACUUAAAACUGAGCUUGUGUAGAAAACCAUUUGAGAUGAACGGUUCGUUGUUUAACUUUUUGUAAUGUACAUGAAAUUUAGUCUCAGCUUUAUCUAUACCACAAGAGGAGUUGUAUUGUUGUUAUCUGAUAUUGUUGCGAGUGUUUAAGGAAGAAUCAGUGUUGUCUAA
This is a messenger RNA of Brassica napus (rape), 2354 nucleotides long. Its product is annotated as 2-oxoglutarate and iron-dependent oxygenase domain-containing protein CP2. Gene Ontology annotation, molecular function: L-ascorbic acid binding; iron ion binding; oxidoreductase activity, acting on paired donors, with incorporation or reduction of molecular oxygen. The record is from RefSeq and is a predicted model, not a curated record. The coding region runs from base 965 to 2134 and encodes 389 amino acids. The transcript has 10 exons. NCBI's taxonomy places the organism in Eukaryota, Viridiplantae, Streptophyta, Magnoliopsida, Brassicales, Brassicaceae.